AGUUGUAGUCCGCUCCUCCCUCUAGACUCUGGAGUUACCUCUUCCUGUCCUCGGCGCUAUCUUCCUCUGUCCGGCGUAUUGUUAGGAAAGCGGCUAUUUCUUUCUGUCCUCCCCAGCGAUAUGUCGUGACUUUCCAGCCGGCUAGAGGCUUCCCCAGCACUGUGAAUCAGCCUAUCCCGCAGGCAGACUUCCAUCUCUCCGAACAGGCCGCGGGCCCCCGGGGGGGUCAGAGAGGAGCAGCUAUGGCUCGGCCCAUCAUGCCGGUACCCAGCUCACAGAAAGCCCUGCUGCUAGAACUCAAGGGCCUACAGGAGGAACCGGUGGAGGGCUUUAGGGUGAACCUGGUGGACGAUGGAGAUCUGUAUAACUGGGAGGUUGCCAUAUUCGGCCCUCCCAAUACCUUCUACGAGGGGGGCUACUUUAAGGCUCGUCUGAAGUUCCCUGUAGACUAUCCAUAUUCACCCCCCGCAUUCCGCUUUCUUACAAAAAUGUGGCAUCCCAAUAUUUAUGAGAAUGGCGAUGUGUGUAUUUCUAUCCUACACCCUCCAGUAGAUGAUCCGCAGAGCGGAGAGUUGCCAUCAGAGAGGUGGAACCCUACACAGAAUGUGCGAACCAUUCUUCUCAGCGUCAUCUCUCUCCUUAAUGAGCCAAACACUUUCUCUCCAGCCAAUGUCGAUGCUUCUGUCAUGUACCGAAAAUGGAAGGACAGCAAGGGGCGGGACAGAGAGUACACAGACAUUAUUAGAAAACAAGUCCUAUCCACGAAGGCUGAUGCAGAACAUGAUGGAGUAAAAGUCCCUACCACACUAGCUGAAUACUGUGUAAAGACAAAGGCUCCAGCUCCAGAUGAGGGAUCUGACCUGUUCUAUGAUGACUACUAUGAAGACGAUGAAAUGGAGGAGGAGGGGGACAGCUGUUUUGAAGACCAAGAUGAUUCUGGGAAUGAGGAAUCUUGACGCUGACUGCAACUCCCCAGUCCCAAACUCCUUCACUUUCUCUCUCCUUGUCAAUAAAACAGACGCAAUUUAUUUUUCCACUUCGUAUUUCCUUGGGCCUGAGCAAGAAAUGAUCCACCUAAGGUCACCCAUUGUGUGCAGUAUUGGGGAGAGAAAGGGGAAGCAUGAUUGCUUUGGUAGGUCCUGUUAAGAAGCAUCCGUGAGGCUACACGAGCUGCUGUAAAGGCUGCUCAAUUUCUGCAGUUCAAGCGUGUGUCACAAGAUGGCAGUAGAAUGCUUUGAGAUUUCUGCUGCUGGCGUACUGCUCUGCCACCACCUUCCUAAUACCUACUCAUGUUCAGACUGCAGUGCAGAGUUGAAGUGGCAGGGUGGAAGGAGCUGAAUUUUUUUAUUUUAUUUUGGUAAUGAGGUGGAGGGGGCUGCUUUAAGAUUAUCUGCUGUUUUAGAUUUGAUCACACACUGUAUUUACUCUAUUUUCCUUUUGGGUGGGAGUGGGUUGGUAUGAGGUGUGUGCGUGUGUGUGCAUUUUUUUUCCUCUUAUUUUGAAAGUAUUUAAUAAUAAACACCCUAAAAAGUG
Messenger RNA from Pelobates fuscus (common spadefoot toad), 1533 nucleotides. It is a transcript of the gene CDC34, whose product is annotated as cell division cycle 34, ubiqiutin conjugating enzyme. Bases 243 to 956 code for a protein of 237 amino acids. Gene Ontology annotation, biological process: ubiquitin-dependent protein catabolic process; protein polyubiquitination. The record is from RefSeq and is a predicted model, not a curated record. The transcript has 5 exons. NCBI's taxonomy places the organism in Eukaryota, Metazoa, Chordata, Amphibia, Anura, Pelobatidae. Gene Ontology annotation, molecular function: ubiquitin conjugating enzyme activity.